UAUUUUAUUUGAAUAGACAUGUUUAAUUAAAAUUUGUCAAUUAUCCAAGAUAUUGUCACGAUAAUUCUUUUUUCAAAGAUAUUUUUUAAGAAAUAAUUUAAUCUAAAUCACUCUAUCAAAUUCAAAUAUUUUCUUAUAUUCUUAUAUUUUAUACUACUCGAUCCAAUAAUAAAUAAUGUCACGUACAUCAGAAAAUUCAAAAGAAUUAAACGAAUUAGAUUGGAUUAGUGUACGUGCUAAAUUGAAUGAUGAUUAUACAUCUGAAACACUCAAAGAAAAAAUGAUACGUAAAGUAAAAGAAAAUCCUAUAAUACCUUUUGGUAUUCUAGCAACAACAAGUGCUCUUUCUUAUGGUUUAUACUCUUUUUAUAUGGGAAAUAAUAAAAUGUCUCAAUUAAUGAUGCGUACUCGAGUUGGAGCACAAAGUUUCACUCUUUUAGCUAUCAUUGGUGGUUGGAUUAUUAUAGAUUAUAGAAGAAAAAAUAACUAAUGUAUUUUUGUAAUGUAUAAUGUAUUAUCAUUUAUUUAUUUGCUUAAUGAUUAUUAAUUAAAUAGUCAAAUAUAAAUUAAAUCCUAUUGAAUAAUAAAUAUCAUUAUAUGUACAAUUGUAUAUUCAACUGUAAUUUUUAUUUAAUAAUCUAAUUUAAUAGAAAAAUUUAUAAUAAAUGUUUUAUAAACUAACAUUAAAAAUAUUUGAAUAUUAACAUUUCAUAUUA
Molecule: messenger RNA, 716 nt
Organism: Apis florea (little honeybee)
Lineage: Eukaryota; Metazoa; Arthropoda; Insecta; Hymenoptera; Apidae
Product: HIG1 domain family member 2A, mitochondrial
Biological process (GO): mitochondrial respirasome assembly
Cellular component (GO): mitochondrion
Source: RefSeq, a predicted model, not a curated record